GUGAUCUGAGGGACUUUUGUGAGUGCCGCGGGACUGAAGGGGUUAAUUGGAGAAGCGAGCAGCCCUCUUCCCAGCUUGUCGUGUGUCCUGUUAAAACUGAAACAGACCUGCCCAGCAAGCUUAGCAACUUUUUUACGCCGGGUUGCAGAGGGAGGAAAGAUUCCUGCUGCUGCCAAGGCACACACACACCCACCCACACACCAUUACUGCUGUUAUUUUUUUAUUUUAUUUUUUUUGCACAGUUCAUACAACACAGGGUGCCUCCGCUCUGAGGCAGCUUCUUCCUCCAGAGCGCACUUGCAAGGUGGGGGAGGAAGAGGAGGGAGGGGUGGAUGGAUCCCUUUUCGAAGUGGAUAGCUUUUGGAAGCGUGGGCUUGAAUCCGCUCCUGGUUCAUCUGCUCUGCGGGGAACGCUGCUGUCUCCAGCCUGGAGGGGCUGAGGAUGGCUCCAGCAGCUGACUGCAGAGACGGUGACUGAGACCAGAGCAGAAAGCGGCAGUGCCCGAGUUUGGCAAAGCCGAGCAGCGGAAUCGCCCCCCACCCCGCCCCCACCCCCGGGCUCCCCGCAGUGCGUUGCCGCCGCCGCCACUGUCUGAAGUUUGCUGAUCCGCAGGGAUGCAGAGCCAAGAUCAAUGUACACGCUGAAGAACUAAUGCCCUUGAACUGAUCAUACUGUGGCUUUGAUUCUCCCUUUGGGCUGCUAUCAGAUUGCUCCUCUGUUACUUCCUUUUUUAUUGUAAGGUGAGAUCUCCCUCCAGGGUUCAACCAUGACUACUUCUGCCUUGCGCCGGCAGGUAAAAAACAUUGUGCACAAUUAUUCUGAGGCAGAAAUCAAGGUGCGCGAGGCCACCUCCAACGACCCCUGGGGUCCACCAAGCUCCUUAAUGUCUGAGAUUGCAGACCUGACUUUCAACACAGUGGCAUUUGCUGAGGUCAUGGGCAUGAUCUGGAGGCGGCUGAAUGACAGCGGCAAGAACUGGCGCCAUGUCUACAAGGCACUGACUCUUCUGGACUACCUCAUCAAAACGGGCUCAGAGAAAGUGGCUCAUCAGUGCCGGGAGAACCUGUACACCAUUCAGACCCUAAAGGAAUUCCAGUACAUAGACCGGGAUGGCAAGGACCAGGGCAUAAAUGUGCGGGAAAAGGUCAAACAGGUAAUGAGUCUGCUGAAGGAUGAGGAGAGACUGAAGCAGGAGAGAGCCUAUGCCCUGAAAACCAAAGAGCGGAUGUCGCUUGAAGGCAUGGGCAUUAGCAGCAGUAGUAACAGCAACAGCCAGCAGAUUUCCUAUGGACGGCGGGCAUCACAAUAUGGAGAUGACUAUGGCAGGUCAAGGGGUUCUCCAUCCUCCUUCAACUCCUCUUCUUCAUCCCCUCGGUUCACUUCUGACCUGGAACAGGCAAGACCGCAGACUACAGGAGAAGAGGAACUGCAGCUCCAGCUUGCCUUGGCCAUGAGCCGAGAAGAAGCAGAAAAGCAGCCGCUUCCUCCAGUCUCCAGCACAGAUGAAGAUUUGCAAUUACAGAUAGCGCUGACCCUGAGCAAACAGGAGCAUGAGAAGGAAGUUAGGGCAUGGCAAGGAGAAAAUUCACUCUUACAGAGGGCACUGGAAGAGAGUCACCUGAGUGCAGAGGAUGAGGAAGAAGAAGACAAGACAAAGAAAAGUCAGUCUUCUGUGAUGGAGCUGGCAGACAUUUUUGGACCAGUGCCAGUCACUUCUACUCACACUUCAGCUGACCCAUGGGAUAUUCCAGGUGGGAGCAACCCUCGCUUUGUUGAGGGUUGGAACCAUGAUACAGCCUUCUCUCCUCCAGCUCUGUCCUUGUCCAGUUCUUGGGAGUUUAACAAUACCAAACCUACUGUGGAAUCGACAGGAACAUCCUGGGGUCCCACUGCAGAUCCUUGGGUGCCUGUACCUUCUAUGGAUCAUCUAAAUCAGACGGUAUCUACCAAUCAAGCUUCUCCAGGACCCUGGAACCUUCCUCAUGGCUCUUCUUCUGCCUCCUCCUCUGAUCCAUGGGGGAUGAAAUCUCUGUCUUCAAGUGUCUCAUCUUCAGACCCCUGGGGUAAAUCCUCACCACCUGCUCCCAUCUCUGCAGGCACUUCUGCUGAUCCCUGGGGAGGCUCUAUAGAUAAGUCUUCCACAGCUGGCAAUGCUACUUUUGACUUGUUCACAAAACUACCAGAACAAGUAGAUCAGCCAGAGCAUGACAGCUCCCAUGCUCCAUCACCUGUGAAAUCCAACAGCUCUGUAGAAGUGGACCUGUUCGGUGAUCUUAUUCCAAGCACCAAGGAGAAUGGAGUCAAGAAUAAGGACGUUUUUGAUAUUACAAGUUUAGGAGAUUCCCUUCCUGAUUCAAAGAAGGAGAAGAAAGAUUGUAAAACGCCAGAGACCUUUCUUGGCCCAAAUGCCUCUUCCUUGGUUAAUUUGGACUCCUUGGUCACAGGCCCCCAGAGCCUGAAGUCUCGGAAUCCAUUCCUGGCAGGUCUCAGUACACCUUCUCCCACCAACCCAUUCAAUGUCAUUGAUCAACACAAACCAACUCUCAACCAGAUGCGGACUAGCUCCCCGGUGCCUGGCGUAGCUAUGGGAAUGACCAUGAACUCCAUGACCUACAGCACUUCUCUCCCUCUUCCACUCAGCAGCAUCCCAUCAGGAAUGACACUCCCGGCCUCCAUGAGUGCCUUCCCUCAGGCCAGAGCAGGGCCUUUCCCAGAGCUACCCAGCAACUUGCCACAACCUCUCCUACCACUGUCUGGCUCAGGUCCCCCUCCGCUCCAUUCCCAAGGCAGUAUGAACCCUUUCCUCUGAGAAGACUUUUUGUUGCUCUGUUGUGUGAACUAUCUUUUGCCCCUCCCCCAGCUGUUACGGAAAUCCUCCCACACAAAGGCUUUGUGGCACUGGCUUGUUAGUUGUGACGAAGGAAGCAUCUCUCCGGAAGCUCUUCUAGUCCUGCCCAAGCCAAAGAGACUCCACUAUGAACCUCCUUGCCUGAAGAGUUACAGAACCAGCCACUCCAUUUUGCUGAACAUUGUCUUUGAGUCUGCUUCUAAUGGCAACUGGGACAUUCCUGUCACCAGCUGGCAUUGAUUCGAUGGGUACAAAGGAGAUGGGAGGUCCCUUAAGAAGGGCUUUGAUUUCCAAGGAUCUCUGUUUUCCAUUGCUUUUAUGUCAGUAGCGCACACAGAGAUUAAGAAAAAAACAGAAAUUAACUCCUAAAGGUUGUCCCUUACUGGGAAGGGAAGAUAAAUUUGUAGCCUGCAUGGAAAACAUGAACACUUUGGCCAAGGCUUGCAGCUAUACUGCGUGCAUGGCAGGGGCACAGUUUCACCUCUGGACAUCCAGACAGCUCAGCAAGUCUAGCAUUGCUAUGUCAGAGAGAAGAAAUCAGAUUUCUUUUGCUAGAGUCACCUUUGUUGUGUUGUUUGACUAAGGGAAAUCUCUUCCUCAGCUGCUGUUGUCAGUCACACUGUGAACAAAGACAAAGUCUGCAAAUAGAAAACCCAAAUUCUGUGACCAUAAAAAAUAAGCAAGGGAGACAAAUUGCAAAACUAUUCUUCUUGAGCAAUCUUUAUUUUGCUUACAAAGUCUGGAGCAGGAUGUAUAGCUUCUGAACCUGUUUCCAGGGUCCAGAAAGGAGGCGGGAUAGAAUAUCUGGAAAACAAUGUGUGGGGUAGGACUGAAAUCUAAAUAAAGGAGUGUCUGAUUUACAGGGUAGGGAAGGACUUGCUGAUUAUGGGAAGGGCAUGGGAUAACUGGAAGAACUCCCAACUUACCUGACCACUGGAAGUCUGACCUACCUCCUCUGGCUUCUAAUGUUUUAGUAGAACCGUUGCUCACAUAUCUAUUGAAUAAUCAGGAAGGCUAGAAAGUGAAAUGCCUUUUAAGAAAGGCUUACAAAAGAGAUGCUCAGAAUAUUGAAGAAGCCAUCACUGUUUAUUCUAGGAGUCCCACAACACCCAGGUUUCUGCCCAAAUGCUCCUCUAUAUGGAAUUGGGUGUCUCUUCGCGUGUGCUCCUGGCUACUUUGAUCCAAGUGACUUUUCUUUUGACAUUUCAUUACUUAUCUGGGAAAUCUGAUUCUUCCUCUGGCCUCACUUUGGAUGAUCACUUAGUUACACGCUUGGCAACAGACUUCUUUUUUUUUUUUUGCAGUGACGGGUCCCUACCACUGAAGCCCCAAACUCCAAAAUGUAGAAUUCCUGAAAAUAAGGAACACUUCAACAAGUGCACAUCCCAGUCAGGAACACUUGAAUGAACUAUGUGAAAAUUCUGAACAAUGUUCACAGAAAUAAAUUAUGAAAUCCUUUAUUUGCAUAUGACUUCAGGGACCCUUAUCCAUGAGAAACUUUGUUACUGUGCUCAGUGGUAUUAGGGCACUCCGCUGGAGCACAGACCUAUUUAAAUGACCUGGAAAUACCUGAACAGAUUCUUUAUCAAUUUCCAAACAACCUCUCCCUCCGAAAUCCUUCCAGGAUACUAAUGGAUAUGUUGGAAACCAAUCAAAUUGAAUGGGGGAGAAGGAGUGUAUGUACAGCAUGAAGUUAAUAUCCCAAUUACCAGCUGUGUCUUAAUGUAGGAUUGCAGCAUGCCAAUACAAGUUGCAUCUUCAGGAUAAGAUGGCUGUUGAGCACUGACCCAGCAAGAAGAGACCAGAAAUGGGAUAGGCACAGGGGCCAGGCAUCGAGAGCAACAUGGUACAAUCAUUGGGGCUUUAUUGCCAAUGCUUAUGCACCAACACAGCAGUCACCAUACCAAUACAGACUUUGUGGCUAUAAAAUGGAACAUAGGAAAACAUAAGCAGUCAAUAAAAUGUUCAAAUGUG
Molecule: messenger RNA, 4822 nt
Organism: Hemicordylus capensis (graceful crag lizard)
Lineage: Eukaryota; Metazoa; Chordata; Lepidosauria; Squamata; Cordylidae
Gene: EPN3
Product: epsin 3
Exons: 11
Coding region: 767-2809 (680 amino acids)
Biological process (GO): endocytosis
Cellular component (GO): clathrin vesicle coat; endosome; plasma membrane
Molecular function (GO): clathrin binding; phospholipid binding
Source: RefSeq, a predicted model, not a curated record